AUGGGUUAAAUUUCAUGCUGCAGUUCUAAAAACGCAUAAUUUAAUAACCUUGUCAAAACUCCCUAUGGUGACUCAAAAACACCCUAGCUAUCAGAGUGCCACCCUACUAACUUAUUUAAAAUGAGCGAAGAAGAUUUAAUGAAUGAAGAGUUGAUUUGCUCUAUAUGCCUUGGAGUUGUAAGGAAUGCUGUAAAAGACCCUUGUGGACAUGUUUAUGGUGAAUGCUGCAUCAAAAACUGGCUCAAAAAGAAUCCUAAAUGCCCUUAUUCAUAAAAAAGUCUUACUCAAAACUAGUUAAAAGCUGAAAAAAGUGUUCGUAAAAGGGUAGAACAUGAAUUAAAAAUUAGCUAAAAUUAAACUAACAACAGUAAUAGGUAGCAUCUUUAAACCUAAAAAAUAGAAGUUCAAGCAACAAGUUGA
Molecule: messenger RNA, 420 nt
Organism: Tetrahymena thermophila SB210
Lineage: Eukaryota; Ciliophora; Oligohymenophorea; Hymenostomatida; Tetrahymenidae
Product: zinc finger, C3HC4 type (RING finger) protein
Exons: 2
Biological process (GO): protein ubiquitination
Molecular function (GO): ubiquitin-protein transferase activity
Source: RefSeq, a predicted model, not a curated record